This is a messenger RNA of Anopheles cruzii, 2618 nucleotides long. RefSeq names its product prolyl endopeptidase. The coding region runs from base 40 to 2223 and encodes 727 amino acids. The record is from RefSeq and is a predicted model, not a curated record. Gene Ontology annotation, biological process: proteolysis. Gene Ontology annotation, cellular component: cytosol. Gene Ontology annotation, molecular function: oligopeptidase activity; serine-type endopeptidase activity. Lineage: Eukaryota; Metazoa; Arthropoda; Insecta; Diptera; Culicidae. The transcript is spliced from 6 exons.
CGUAGCGUGCUUCGUCGAACAAAGUACAGCCGUCUUGCGAUGCCGGAAGCAGCAGCAGCAGCCGACGGUGGCAAAGCGGUACCGCAGUAUCCCGAGGCGCGCAGGGACGGCUCGGUGGUGGAAGAGUUCCAUGGCGUCAAGAUUGCCGACCCAUACCGCUGGCUGGAGGAUCCGGACGCGGAGGAAACCCGCGAGUACGUGGAGCGGCAGAAUGAAAUAUCGAAACCCUUCCUCGACACCUGCCCGGAGUGGAAGAAGCUGAACGAGAAGCUGCGAAAGCGCUGGAACUAUCCGAAGUACUCGUGCCCGUUCAAGCACGGCAACAAGUACUUUUUCUUCAUGAACACCGGCCUGCAGAAUCAGGAUGUCCUCUACAUCCAGGAUACGCUGAACGGGGAACCGAAAGUGUUUCUGGACCCGAACACCCUCUCGACCGAUGGUACGAUCGCACUGGUCGGUUCGCGGUUCUCCGACGAUGGGCGGCUGUAUGCGUACGGGUUGAGCCAAAGUGGUUCGGAUUGGACGAAGCUCAAGAUACGCAACGUGGAGACGGGCGAAGAUUUUCCGGAAACCAUCGAGCACACCAAGUUUGUGACGGCUUCGUGGACAAAGGACAAUAAAGGGUUCUUCUACGCGCGCUACCCGGUCGUCGAUGGGAAGGCGGACGGUUCGGAAACGGCGGCGAACGAGAACCAGAAGCUGUACUACCACCGUGUCGGUGACUCCCAGGACAAGGACGUUUUGAUUGCGGAGUUUCCGGAGGAACCGUCCUGGCGAUUAAUGCCGGAAGUUUCGGAUUGUGGCAAGUACCUGUUGCUGUUCAUUAUGAAGGGCUGCAAGGACAUGCUGCUGUACUUUGCGAACUUGGAAAAGGCGGGCAACCUGUCGUCGAAGCUCGACUUUGUGAAGGUGGUCACGGAAUUCGAUAGCGAUUACGAUUACGUCACGAACGAGGACAGUAUCUUUUCAUUCCGCACGAACAAGGGCGCCCCGAACUAUCGCAUCGUCAACAUUGACUUUGACGAACCGGCCCUGGACAACUGGAAGACGCUGGUCGCCGAACAUCCGAAGAACGUGCUGGACUGGACGACGUGCGUGAACAAGGAUCGCAUCGUGCUCGGUUACAUCGACGACGUAAAGUCGAUGCUCCAGGUGCACAGUCUGGCCGACGGGAGCUUCGUGUCCAAGUUUCCGCUCGACAUCGGCACGGUGGUCGGGUUCAGUGGGAAGAAAAAGUAUUCGGAAAUUUUCUACCACUUCGUAUCGUUCCUUACGCCUGGCAUUAUCUAUCACUACGAUUUCGCCACGGCCGCCGGCCAAGAUGCCGGCACUCCGGUCGACCCGACCAUCUUCCGCGAGGUGAAGAUCGAAGACUUUGACAACAGUCAGUACACGGUGGAGCAGAUCUUUUACCACAGCAAGGACGGCGAGAAGGUGCCAAUGUUUAUUGUGCAGCGCAAGGAGCGGGAACGGAGCAAGAAACACAAACCGUGCCUGCUGUACGGGUACGGUGGGUUCAACAUUUGCGUGCAGCCAUCGUUCAGCAUUACCGGGCUGGUGUUUAUCGACUCGUUCGAUGGCAUUCUGGCCUACCCGAACAUUCGCGGUGGAGGAGAGUACGGUGAGCGGUGGCACAAUGCCGGGCGAUUGCUGAAGAAGCAGAACGUGUUCGACGACUUCCAGCACGCCGCCCAGUAUCUGGUGGAGCAUGGCUACACGCGCCACGAAAAGAUUGCCAUUCAAGGAGGCUCGAACGGAGGUUUGCUGGUGGGUGCGUGCAUCAACCAGCGGCCGGAUCUGUUCGGUGCUGCCAUAGCGCAAGUCGGUGUGUUGGAUAUGCUACGGUUCCACAAGUUUACGAUCGGUCGCGCUUGGGUCUCGGAUUUCGGCGAUAUGGACGAGAAGGAACACUUUGAGAAUCUGCUCCGCUACUCGCCGCUGCACAACGUACGGCGGCCAACGUCCGAGAAGGAGCAGUACCCGGCCACGCUUGUGCUGACGGCCGAUCACGACGAUCGCGUUAGCCCGCUGCAUUCGCUCAAGUUUGUGGCCGCACUACACCACGCCAUCAACGGAUGCGAACACCAGCGGAACCCACUGCUGCUGCGCGUGUACAGUAAAGCCGGCCACGGCAUGGGCAAACCGACGGCGAAGAAAAUAGAAGAAGCGACCGACAUUCUAACGUUCAUGUACAAGACGCUCGGACUGAAGCUAACCUUCUGAACGCGGCCGUAGGGUUCGGUAUUUCGGCUUUUUUGGCAUUGCGAAUAGGGGAAGGCUGCUUACAGUGCAGAAUGAAGAAUGUGCUUGAAGGCCACCACAGUUCUAUGGCAUACAUCUCCUGAGUUUAUGGCAAUUUCAAAUAAAGUUGUGUUUCAAAGUAUUUGUAACCGAAUGGCAAGCAAGAUAAAACGAUUUCUUUCCAUGUCUCGGUUUCGGUUAUAGUUUUCCCUUGUUUAAAACAUCCGACAAUGGAUAUUGGAUUCUAACUUCUCUUGGGGCAAGAAAGGAAGCAAAUAAAAGGGGUCCACUUUAUCACCGGUUAAUAAAUACCGAACAGCAACGGCAGGGAAGACCGAAGAACAGUUAUCGUUUCGCCGUGUGUGCGCAUUUGUGUC